UUUGCCGUAUGGUUGCUCGUGAAAAGUGCGCUGUGAAUUAAAAAGUAUUAUUUAAUGUUUCCGUAUUAAAUUCAAAUGUUAUAAAAACAAUAAAGCGCGACGAAACCAAGUGCAUAAACUACAUUGUACCAGUCAGAAGGAUUGAUGCUUAAAGCCAGCAUUGUAUAUUGCAAUUGAUUCUACAGAUUAUAAUGAACACUGACGAUCUGGAGGAUACUCAUCUGUGCAUCAAGUGCAAUGCCACGAUACUCGGACUCACAAAGUACAUCGAGCACCGGAAACGGAACUGUCUCCUCACAGAGAAGCAAAUUGCGACGCCAACAACAGAAGGACCGACCACCACCUCCACUCCCACCCAAGUAUCGCCGACGAUUAUCAGUAGCAGCAACUUGGAUCACACAUACGAUGGCUUCCAUUUCGCGGAGCCCGAGGCUCCAAGCAGCUAUCUCCGAAAGACUGCAGCCAGUCAUGGAGGAAAGGCCUCAAAAUCCUUGACGGAGGCCUAUGACCUACCCUACGAACUUGGCGCUGAUCUGUUCUUCUCCUCACUGCAACUGCAGAGCGUGUCGACGGGUGGGAAGACGGGAUCUGUGGCUCGCCAGGAGAGAAGCAAGGAUGAAGUCUGGCCAGCACCGAGUGGCGAUCCCUUGCUGAAAGCCGUUAGGGAGCACGAUGAGACGGUGUUCAAGCCCCUCAACUUUGAUCAUGACUCCCCGGAGGGCAGUGAGGAAGAGGAGGACGAGGAGGAGCACGAUGACUUUGAGGCGGACGAUGAUGAGGAGGAGUGCCACUCGCCGCCCACUGUGCCCGCCACCCACACGGGUGGCAAGUGGAAGCCGGAGCACCGACCGCAACUGCGACACCCGCACAUUGAACGCCUCUCGCCCAGUUGGGAUGAGCCCGGCGAGGAGAACUACACCCAUCCCCCCGAGGAUCAUACGAAGGGCAAAUGGGUGCCGGGCAGCAAACAGUUGGAGUAUCGCGAGAACAUAGAUCUGACAAAGCUGGAGCAGCCGGGCGCUAGUUAUUGGUGCAACAUCUGCUGCAGGCGACUGAAGAGUCGCCUCAACUACGAGCAGCACUUGCGUAGUGGCUACCAUGUGAAAAGAGCCGAUGCCGAGUGCCACCUGGAGCAGGCCAGGCUGGGCAGCGAGCUCAACCUGAGCAAGGAUUUUGUGGACUCAGUGGAGCAGACGGGUGAGCAGAAGAAGAAGGAAUCGAAGUCCCCGAAAAGACAGAGGAGAGCCAAUCUGCUGCGAUGCGAUCUCUGCCGCCACACGAUGGCCAGACACCUGAUGGGCAAGCACUUGAUUUCGCACUAUCACUACCGCAGGCUGCAGCAGCAGAGUCGCGUGAGGAGACAGAGUUGCCUGCAGGAGAUACUCAGCCACAUGGGCAGCAUAGUGAGGCAAUCGCCCUUCCAGUGCCUGCCCUGCAGAUUCUACGCCAACACCGAGGAGGCGUUCCUCCAGCACUGGCAGUCGCAGGAGCACUCGGAACUCACGGAAAGUCUGGGGGGAUCCUUUUGGUGUGGCUACUGCCAGUUCGAGUGCGAGAACAAUGCAUCGAUGUGGCUUCACCUGCUGCAUCCCUCGCAUAAGGAGGUGCUCCUGGCGCUCAACAGAUCGGUUCCCAUAUGCAUAGCCCAAAGGAGACGCCUCGAGUGUCCCAGCUGCGGAGUGGGUUUCCUGUACAAUUUUCAACUGCGACGGCACUUCAUCGCGGAACAUCCUGGACUGGCUCCCGCAGGAACCGCAGCCGAUGAGUACCAGUGCCGCUUUCGAUGUGGCCUGUGUGGUGCUCCGCAGAAGUCGCGCCUGGCUCUGCAGCGCCACGAGAAGCACAAGCACCACGUGGCCAAGUACUACUGUGCCAUCUGUCGGUUGGAAUUCGAGACGCCCUUGGAGGCGCGACGCCACCGCAGCUUGAUGCAGCACAAACUAAAGGCCAGGCCAAAGGCGUCAGUCUCACAGCCGGAAAAGGAAAUAGAACAUAUGCUGAGGGAGGUCCUGGAGGAGCCAACUCCGAACCCUCCCGCCAAAAGGAGUAGAGUUGUCAACCUAAAAUGCUCCAAUUGCCGGGAAACUUUCGACUCACCACAGAGUUUGGCCGAACAUCGAACUCAGGUCCAUUCGGCCGACAAUCACUUGUGCCUGAGCUGCGGAACCAGCUUUCAAUCUGCCCAGGCCCUCGGCAGGCACACGAGGAGCUGCCAGCCCCUGGCCAGCACCUCAUCCUCCGCCGCUGAGUCCCUGGCCAAAGGGAAACCCUCCUACUGCUGCGAUCAAUGCAGCUUCCAGUCUCAGUACGAGUCCGAUCUGGUUUAUCAUCGCAUUUUUCACACACGAUCCGGAACGAUUGGGAAAAACGAACUGCUAAAGUGCCCCCUGUGCCCCAAGAACUUCAAGAAGCACUCCCUCAGAGCUCACCUGAGAAACCACACGGAUGAGAAGAUUUUCCAGUGCACAGAGUGCCUGCUGAAGUUCGCCCGGAGACACAACCUAAAGAAUCACAUGGCCACCAUGCACGCGAAAAAAGAAGACCGGGAGAAGGCCAAACUUUCCAAGAAGACGGCUGACGAUCAACCAAAACCCAAAUAUCAGUGCGGAACCUGCGGAAAAAUACUGGCCAAAAAGCAUUCCCUAAAACUACAUGAGCUCAGUCACUCGAAGGAAGUGGAACGUCGACAUCGUUGCCAUUUUGCAGACUGUUCGUAUGCAGGUGUGACCCCAGAAAACCUCAAAAGCCACCUGAUCUCCCACGCCCAGGGAAAACACAAGUGUGAGCGGGACAACUGCAGCUAUGUGGGAAAGAGUAAGCUGCACCUGAAAAGGCACCUCAAGUCGGCCCAUUCCGCGAAGGAGGAGGGUGGUGCGGAGUGGUUCUCGUGCGAUCAGUGCGAGUUCAGGGCCCGCAUCAAGAGCCUCCUCCGCCGGCACUCGCUGGUCCACUCCGGCCAGAAGCCCCAUCAGUGUCCCCACUGCGACUUCCAGUGCAGCACGACCGACAACCUGCGCAAGCACAUCAUCAAGACGGGCAAGCAUCCCGGCAAGUUCAUGUACGAGUGCACAAAAUGCUCCGACCAGGCGGCCAGUGAGAUCUUCCGGAGCAACAGCUUCAAGGAUUUUCAGAAGCACUUGGAGACCCACAAAGCCGCCUGA
Messenger RNA from Drosophila takahashii, 3161 nucleotides. RefSeq names its product zinc finger protein 160. Gene Ontology annotation, molecular function: chromatin insulator sequence binding; zinc ion binding. The record is from RefSeq and is a predicted model, not a curated record. Lineage: Eukaryota; Metazoa; Arthropoda; Insecta; Diptera; Drosophilidae. Gene Ontology annotation, cellular component: chromosome. Gene Ontology annotation, biological process: regulation of transcription by RNA polymerase II.